ACAGAUCAAUCUGUUAUCCAGUUCCAAAAAAUGAGGAUUCUUUUCAAUUUCCUCAUAAUUUCCACUCUGUUUUCACUUUGUUUCUCAGAACUAUGCAAUCCACAAGACAAAAAAAUUCUCCUCCGAAUCAAACAACACUUCGGCAACCCUUACUUCCUCUCUUCUUGGAAGUCCGACGCCGAUUGCUGCAAAGCCUGGUACUCAGUAGAGUGUGACAGAGUCACCCACCGCAUCAUCUCUCUCAGCCUCUUCGCCGGCGAGCUUUCCGGCCAAAUCCCACCCGAAGUUGGCGAUUUGGUUAACCUCCAGUCCCUUACCUUCCAUAAACUGAGUAAUAUUACAGGCCCUAUACAACCCACCAUUUCCAAGCUCAAACACCUUAGAUUUCUCCGGCUCAACUGGCUAAACCUGACAGGUUCAGUACCGGAAUUUGUCAGUCAGCUCAAGAAUCUAACUUUCUUGGAUUUUUCUUUUAACAGUCUCUCAGGAUCAAUACCCAGUUCUUUAUCUUUAUUACCUAAUCUUGAUGCUCUUCAUUUAGAUAGAAAUGAUCUGACAGGAUCAAUACCAGAAUCAUUUGGUGCAUUCCAAGGUAAAGUACCAUCUCUUUACUUGUCUCAUAACCAACUUUCAGGUAAAAUUCCAGCUUCUUUAGGAAAUAUGGAUUUUGAUGUUAUUGAUUUAUCAAGAAACAAACUAGAAGGUGAUGCUUCUAUGUUGUUUGGAUCAUCCAAAACCACCCAAUUCAUUGAUCUUUCAAGAAAUGUUUUGGAGUUUGAUUUUUCGAAAGUUGUGUUUCCGAGUAGCUUGACGAAUUUGGAUGUGAAUCAUAACAAGAUCUAUGGUAGCAUUCCUCAGCAGAUGACUCAGUUGAAUUUGCAGUUUUUGAAUGUGAGUUACAAUAGACUUUGUAGAGAAAUUCCUGUUGGUGGGAAGUUGCAGAGCUUCGAUAACUCGUCGUAUUUUCAUAAUCGAUGCUUGUGUGGUGAUCCUCUUGCAAGCUGCAAGUAGAGUCAUGGCGGAAGAAAUAGUUUCUGGUGAGAUUUGAUAAAUAAAAUAAUGUGAAAUGCUAAAAUAUGUUGUGUAAUGAGGGGAUUUUUUUUAUUUAGGGUUGAUUUAUGUACGAGUGUGAUCCAUAUGAACCUCGGUUAGGUUUGAGUUUUUAUCUUAAAAAAUGUACUUCAAUAUUUUGUUGAAUCAUGAUAUAUAUUAUCAGUAGAAAGUUUAAUUA
Molecule: messenger RNA, 1231 nt
Organism: Mercurialis annua (annual mercury)
Lineage: Eukaryota; Viridiplantae; Streptophyta; Magnoliopsida; Malpighiales; Euphorbiaceae
Product: polygalacturonase inhibitor
Exons: 1
Coding region: 31-1011 (326 amino acids)
Molecular function (GO): protein binding
Source: RefSeq, a predicted model, not a curated record